Malassezia vespertilionis is the source of this 480-nucleotide messenger RNA. RefSeq lists its product as uncharacterized. The transcript has 2 exons. The coding region runs from base 1 to 480 and encodes 159 amino acids. The record is from RefSeq and is a predicted model, not a curated record. NCBI's taxonomy places the organism in Eukaryota, Fungi, Basidiomycota, Malasseziomycetes, Malasseziales, Malasseziaceae.
AUGCGUGAUUUGUGGAAAACGUACUUGAAAGAUGCGCAUGCAGUUGUAUGGGUCCUGGACGCGGUGCGAUGGGCGACCGAUGCCGAGGUUGUGGAUGGAGCGUGCACCGCAUAUCGCGACAGCAUUUUAUCUACACUGUUUACCUUUGUGGGCGAUGCUGCGGAACGCGGACAGCCGUUGGUGAUCGUCGUGAGCAAAGUGGAUGCGCUUGGGCCAGAUGUCAAGGCCUCGCAUGGCUUUCCGCAAGACCAGGUUCAUGCGCGCGGUGUGCUCGAGCAUGUCCGCUCGACCAUUCAGAAGCGCUGCGCAUCUUUCGUGAAAGAGAAUGCACAGCGCGGCCUUCCCGAGCCACAGAUCGUGUUUGUGUGCGCGAGUGCAGUGACAGGCGAGGGGAUCGCAGAUGCAAUGCGCAAUGUGUACAGUUUAGCGCAGCGGUAUGCACCUAGCACAGCACGGCGGCCAUAUACCACACCCAGAUAG